Molecule: messenger RNA, 482 nt
Organism: Lactuca sativa (garden lettuce)
Lineage: Eukaryota; Viridiplantae; Streptophyta; Magnoliopsida; Asterales; Asteraceae
Source: RefSeq, a predicted model, not a curated record
CCAUUGAGAUCGGUGGGUUUAGGAAGAGUCUAGAUGAUGAUGAGACACCUGACAGCUAUUGGUGAAACGUAUGCCCAAACUACCCUUGAAGAUGCUGCUUGGAACCUAUGGCAUGUAAAUCCUUCUCAGGCCAGCACAUCUACAUCUUCUUCUUCUUUAAACAAUCCAAAUCCUUUCACAAAUAUUGUAAGACACCAAGGAGGACACAAUACUGGGGUUGGGGGUGGGUCCCUCAUCAGAACCAUGCCAACUCCACUUGUCCCGGAUGUUGACUUGUCAAACAUAAUCGCCAUGGUUGAAACCGUUCGUGAAGUCCUUCCCCAUGUCCCUGAUGAAUUAAUAUUACAGGGAUAGGGACAGUGGAGGUGGUCAAGUGAGAUCCCGUUGCUUUUAUUGGGGUCUAGUGUUUAUAUUUGGGACUGGAUAAUAAGUAGGAAAAUGGUUGUUUAUACCGUAUAUCUUCAACCCAUCUGGCUUUGAAU